Molecule: messenger RNA, 3154 nt
Organism: Macadamia integrifolia
Lineage: Eukaryota; Viridiplantae; Streptophyta; Magnoliopsida; Proteales; Proteaceae
Product: scarecrow-like protein 9
Exons: 1
Coding region: 524-2860 (778 amino acids)
Biological process (GO): regulation of DNA-templated transcription
Cellular component (GO): nucleus
Molecular function (GO): DNA-binding transcription factor activity; sequence-specific DNA binding
Source: RefSeq, a predicted model, not a curated record
UUUCCACCUCUUCAGUGCUCUACUACUGCUCUCUCUCUCUCUCUCUCUCACUAUUUUUCGUUUUCUGUGUAUCGUAGUCUCCUCCUCCUCCUUUGCCUCUCCUCCUCCUCCUCCUUCGCUUCUAGGGUUUCAACUUCAUUAGAAGCCCUUCCUCUUGGCCUUCAUCCCUGUUUCAGUUCAUCUCAUCGACAUCACUUUCUUCUAAUCGAUAAUUCGUCAAUGUUUUUCUGCUCUUGAGAUUCAUUUCAAAAUAGAAUGGGGAUUCUGUGAAUGGAGAGAGAAUCAGAGAAUAGAUUUUGGUUCCCUUUUGUACGACUUUAAUUCCUCUUUAAUGUGCCUCAGAUUUCUUUACUUGUUUGGAAAGUGUUCGUUUUAUCAAAACUCAGAAACUGUUAAUCCAGCCUAUGACACAUAAUAUUCGGAUCCUUUAUAGUUUAAUUAAUUAAUUAAUUCGAUUUAGUUUCGAAAUCGAUCUAUUUGGGUUCGGAUUGGCAAUCGGAGGAGCUAGUGUUCUCCAGAAUAGAUGAUCAUGGAUCCGUAUCUCUCUGGCAUUUCUGCUCUCAUGAACGGAUUCAGAGUCGAUGAUUGGUCAGGUUCUUGUCAGAACCUUAGCAACGGGCUCAAACUCGAGGAGGCCUUUGUUGAUCGCAAUUUCACUGAUCUUUCUUCGCUUGCCCUUAAUCCAAACUCUCGCAUUAUUCCCGCUGCUCCAUCUCCAAUCGUGAUCGCUGAGGAACAAUGCCCUGAAGAUUUCACUGCUCCACCUUCGGUUGUGAUCCCUGGGGAAGAAAGCCUUGAAGAUUGCGAUUUAUCCGAUGUAGCUCUCAAGUUCAUAGACCAGAUUCUUAUGGAAGAAGACAUCGACGAGAAGACCUGUAUGUACCAGGAGUCCUCCGCCCUUCAAGCCGCUGAAAAACCCUUCUAUGAUAUACUUGGCAAGAAGUAUCCCCCCUCGCCCUUGCCCUUGCGAGAGCCCGACCAACACCAUUUCUAUUGCGACCACGACUCCGUAAGCCCCGACGACCAUUUUACUAACACCUUCAGUAAUGGUAACUGCAGUGGCAGUUAUGGUAUCAGAGACGCACAAGAUUCGUGCUCGAUUUCCUAUCUCGGCGAGUACAAGCCCAUCUGGAUGGAGGCUGUCUCCUCUUUCUAUUCAUCUCCAUACACUUCCCAGUCGUGUUUGGGUACUUCAAAUGGUGUCACAGGCGUCGCAGAUGGUGUGUUUGGAUUCGUGGAGUCUCCAUUUGGUGAACUACAGUUUCCUUGUUUGUUUAGCGGGAGGGAAUCCGGAGUGGAGGAAGCUAAUAAGUUCCUUCCUAAUGGUAAUGAGCUGAUUCCUUAUCCAGAGAAGCUUGGGUUGUUACCUGGGAGUGAACCCAAGGAAGCGCCUCCACUACUGGUCAAGGUAGAGCCUAUUGAUGAGAGAGGGUAUUCACCCACUGGGGUAUUCAAGGGAAGGAAGCAUCUUCCCGGGGAAGACCCGGAUUUAGAAAGGGGGAGGAGAAUCAAACAAUUGGCAGUUUACACUGAGGAGGCCGAGCGGACGGAGAUGUUUGACAUGGUGUUGCUGUGUGAUCCUGAAGGGAAGGGUGAGUCUUCUCUUUCUACACUCCAUGAAGCCUUGCAGAAUGGACGAGACAAGAAUGGGCAGUCGAAUGGAUCUACCGGUGGGAAGAGUCGUGGUAAGAAACAGGGGAAUAAGAGGGAAGUAGUGGACUUGAGGACCCUUCUCAUCCGUUGUGCAGAGGCCGUCACAAAAGAUGAUCGAAGAAGUGCUGAUGAACUAUUGAAGCAGAUCAGGCAGAACUCCUCUCCUUACGGGGAUGGAUUGCAGAGGUUGGCUUAUUAUUUUGCAGACAGCCUCCAAGCGCGAUUGGAUGGUUCAGGAAGCCAGCGUUACAUAGGGACUCUCUCCAACCUAAGAACAUCGGCGUCAGAUAUUCUCAGGGCUUACCAUCUGUAUCUUGGCGUGUGCCCAUUCAAGAAGCUUUCUAACUUCUUCUCGAACCGGACCAUCUUCAAUGUGGCUGAGAAGGCGAUGAGGCUUCACAUUAUAGAUUUUGGCAUUCUAUAUGGUUUUCAAUGGCCUUCUCUGAUACAAAAUCUUUCCAACAGACCUGGAGGACCACCGAAGCUUCGGAUAACUGGGAUUGAACUUCCCCAAUAUGGUUUCAGGCCAUCGGCGAGAGUGGAAGAAACUGGGCGGCGAUUAGCAGAUUAUGCUAAAAAAUUCAAUGUUCCUUUCGAGUAUAAUGCAAUUGCACAGAAAUGGGAAACAAUUACACUUGAGGAUCUGAAGAUUGAUCGUGAUGAGGUGCUGGCUGUCAACUGUUUGUACAGGUUUAGGAACUUGCUCGAUGAAACCGUGGUGGCCGAGAACAGUCCAAGGAAUGCAGUUCUUAACUUGAUCAAGAGGAUGAACCCAGAUGUUUUCGUUCAAGGGGUUCACAAUGGUGCGUACGGUGCCCCAUUCUUUGACACUCGAUUCAAGGAGGCACUCUUCCACUUCUCUGCGAUGUUUGAUAUGCUUGAAAUGAAUAUAUUGCCCGAGAGUCACGAGAGGAUUUUGCUAGAGAGAGAGAUAUUUGCUCGGGAGGCAAUGAAUGUCAUAUCUUGUGAGGGCUCAGAGAGGGUUGAGAGGCCUGAGACAUUCAAGCAGUGGCAGAUCCGGAAUGUGAGAGCUGGACUUGAGCAGCUCCCAUUGAACCCUGUUAUCAUGAAGAAGGCAAAGGAUAAGGUGAAAUCAAGUUACCACAAGGAUUUUGAUAUUGGCCAAGAAGGCAAUUGGAUGCUACAGGGAUGGAAGGGACGGAUUAUUUAUGCACUUUCAUCUUGGAGAUCUAUGCAGGAUUCCUGAUUGAUUACUUCUACUCAUCAGGAAAUGAAAUGGGUAGGUAGGAGUUAGGACAGGGAUCGUGAGAUCAGAGUCAGACUGGACUCUCAACUCUCAUCCAAUAUCUCUUCAUCAAUGUUUUCUGCUGUCCUGUCAUACAUGUUCAGGCAUUCGAUUUUCGCUUUUCCUUCUCGUUUCUGUUUUGUAUUAAUUUCUGUGAAACGUGUUCUUUAGCUCUUUGAAAUUGAAUCUUUUUGGAUCUGUCCAUUUGUAAUAAAUUGGAUCUGUUAUGGGACAAAUGCCUUUAGAGUCUGUCUA